Messenger RNA from Babesia bigemina, 1392 nucleotides. RefSeq lists its product as hypothetical. Gene Ontology annotation, biological process: transmembrane transport. The transcript has 2 exons. Gene Ontology annotation, cellular component: membrane. The coding region runs from base 1 to 1392 and encodes 463 amino acids. The record is from RefSeq and is a predicted model, not a curated record. Gene Ontology annotation, molecular function: transmembrane transporter activity. Lineage: Eukaryota; Apicomplexa; Aconoidasida; Piroplasmida; Babesiidae.
AUGACAAAAUCGCAGGCAGACUCUUCAAAGGAAAAAGGUGAUUACAAUGUGUUGGGGAAGUCACUGUACAACCUCGUGUCUUUUAUCGAAGGCUACGACCAACAGGUGUUGUCCAUGUGUAUGAGAGCUUUCGAGUUAACCUUAGGUUUUUCCCAAUCUCAGUUGUCCACGUUGGCAACUGUGUCUACUAUGUCCCGCAUGGGUUGCUGCUUAAUCUGGGGUUUGCUGGCAGACACGAAUGAAUCUAGGUAUGUACUUGGAGCUGGUUUAUUAUUGAUGGGCGUGGCCUCGAUUUUUCUAAGUUCUGCAUCUCACUAUAAAGUGCAAAAGAUUGUUGCAGAGUCAGAUGAUUCAAAGGAAUCAAAUACUUCAAAUGGAGAAACGGGGCAACAACAAACAAACAAGAAGCCGAAGAGUAGUAGUAAAUUCACCAUCUUCCAAGCGUUGAAUUGCAUUGGGCGUUUGUUAUGCGCCGUCAUAACUACAAUUAUUGCGCGCAAAGUAUUAUUGGGGUAUUAUGGCUGGCGCACUUCUUACGUUGUAUUGGGCUACAUUUGGAUAUUAUUUGCCAUUGGGGUAGUGUUUGGAAUGGAACUCAAAAAGAGUUCCACAGGUGACGAUUCAAGAGCUCCAAGCAGCUCAACGUCUGGAACGCCAAGUGAAAGAUUUACCGAUAAAGUAUCUGGCGCUUUUUCAGCAGUUUUUAAGUGUAAUACGGCAGGGAUAUGUAUAUUUACAUUAUUUAUCGCCGAAGCUCCGAUGUGUGCUUUUAAUUAUAUGACCAUAUACUUACAAUAUUUGGGAGUAUCUGACACAAUGGCAGGCGUUGCGAUUGCUGUCACACUGAUAGGGGGUGCAGCUGGGAGUGGAGCUGGGGGCAAAAUUAUUGAUAAAAUUGGGGAAUACUGCCCUGAGUAUGGUGAACUGGCUUCUGGAAUCGCAGUUAUGUUUGUCAGACUUGUUGUGUGUCUAUUAUUUUUCCUAGGGAAGCCACCAUGUGGUAGGUUGCUUUGGUAUCAUUACGUAGAAUUGGCAACGCUUGGUGGAACAUUAGUCACUGUUGGUGGUGUAGAUAGGGCAAUUAUGAGAGAUUCUAUUGAAGAUAAGCACCAGGCUACAGCAGCUGCCAUAAUUCGAACCAUAUCGGGAAUUUCAAGCAGUGUAAUUCUCUACCAGGUUUCCGCAUAUUUGACUGAGAGUUUGUUUGGCUACGUACCCUCUAGAGAGUCGUUUGAAACAAUGGCCACGGAUAUUAAAGAGAGAAAUGCCGAGGCCUUGAGGAAAUCGAUGAUGUACAUUAUUUUGGCGGGUACAUUACUCAACGUUGUUUGCUAUAUUGCGAUGUGUUUUACGUAUGAUAAUGAGAGGCAAAGUAAAAAGAAGAUGAAAUAA